ACAACGGAAGGGAGAUGUACUGUCCGCGUUGAACAUCUUAGCUACCACUCAAAUAUGUUUGAUGUGGGAAAUUGAUCAUCGACAUUAGCACAAGUUGGUAGAAAGAGCUAUGGACAUGGCGUCACGACAAAGUGUCAAAGUCCUCAGGGGCUGCGUCCUUGAUACGAUUCCAAGACGAACUCGGCUUCAACACAUCAGGAACCGAUCAUCUAUGGCAGUCCCAGCAGCUUCGUGUCUGCUCCCUAAACAUACACGUACAUGUACCCAGGCACGCUUCUACACUUCAUCAUCGACACAACAAGACGCUCGUCACGCGACCUCGCUCUUCGACAUGCACGACCGCGACGUCGAAUCCAUCAUCAAUGGCAUCCGCCGCUUCCACGCCCACGGCGAACCCUACCGCAUAGCACACGGCUCCACAAACAGUACCCGGCCGCGCGCCCCUGGCACAAACGUCAUCGACAUAUCCCGCCUCAACCGCGUCCUGCACAUCGACCGCGACGCCCAGACCGCCAUCGUCGAGCCCAACGUGCCCAUGGACCGCCUCGUCGAAGCCACUCUCGACCACGGCCUCAUCCCACCCGUCGUCAUGGAAUUUCCCGGCAUCACCGUCGGCGGCGGCUUCGCUGGCACCUGCGGCGAGAGCUCCUCGUUUAAGCACGGCUUCUUCAGCGAUAACAUCGACUGGGCUGACAUCGUCCUUGCGAAUGGCGAGCUUGUCCGUGUCUCGCCUGAGGUGCGGCCUGAUCUCUUUUCUGGUGCGGCGGGCGCGCUGGGGACUUUGGGUGUUACGACGCGUGUGCAGAUUAGGCUUGUUAAGGCGGAGAAGUAUGUCGAUGUUACUGUGCAUCCGCUUACUACGACUGGCAAGGGCAACGAUGGAGGAGAGGAGGAUAUCUUUGCUGCUGCUGUGGAUAAAGCAGCGCUGUUCGCUCGCCGCUCAGACAUCGACCAUCUCGACGGCAUCCUCUUCUCGCGCACCGAAGGUGCCCUCAUGACCGGCACCAUGACAUCCGCCCCUCUCUCACUCUCCUCAUCCUCAUCUUCAUCCUCACACACAAACCCCCAACAACUAACACGCUUCUCCCGCCCCAAAGACCCCUGGUACUACAUGCACAUCUCCCACCUCCUCACCCAACAACCCCACAACCCACGCCCAACAACCUUCCGCACCCCGCUCGCAGAAUACCUCUUCCGCUACAACCGCGGCGGCUUCUGGGUCGGCCACGCCGCAUUCGAGUACUUCCACUUCCCCUUCACCGCGCUCACACGCCGCCUGCUCGACGACUUCCUGCACACCCGCAUGAUGUACACCGCCCUGCACGCCUCAGGCCUAAGCGAGCGCUACAUAGUACAGGACUACGCGCUGCCGUUCAGCGGCGCGGUCGGGUUUCUGAAAGGUGUCCAGCGAGACGUGGGCGUUUGGCCGCUAUGGCUGUGUCCGCUGAGGACGGUGUCCGGGACAGCGCAUUUCCAUCCGCGGGCGCGGCGGGCGACAGAGAGUGCAAGUACGACUACGACAGAAGCAGGGACGGCGGAGGGACAGAAGGCAGACGAGGAGCAGCCCGAACACAUCCUGAACAUAGGCAUCUACGGCUGGCCUCCUUCGCCUACUACCUGCACGCCCACCUUCGCAGCCGUGAACCGCCACCUCAACGCCCUCGCCGCCACCCAUGGCGGCACGAAAUGGCUGUACGCCCAAUCCUUCUACACAGCCGAGGAGUUCUGGCAGAUCUACGACCGGGCGUGGUAUGAAGGAUUGCGGGCCAAGUAUGGGGCUGCUGGCGGCGGUAAUAAUAGCUUGCCGAGUGUGACGGAUAAGGUUGCUUGGGAUGGCGUGGAAAAGGAGCAGCAAGUGCGGGAUGUGUGGCCGGCGGCGGGGAUACGCGGGCUGAGGGCUGCGAUUAAGAGUAAGUCGUAUCUAGAUGCGCGGAAGAGUCGGUGGAAGGAGUGGAGUUGAGUUUGAAAGGCCCGGGUGGGGGAUUGUUAUUUUGAGGGAUAGGUAGGUUAUGUAAUAUUAUAUAAGAUCAAUGAUAGAAGGGAGAUAUAUAUAUCAGAGGGCUAUAUGUACUACGGACGUACACACACACACACACACACACACACACACACACACACACACACCCACACGCAUUCUCCACAGAGCAUGUGUUAUAUAGACAAAUAACUGAUAGAGCUGAGCUUAUAUAUUACUACGGACGGAAUACUCGUGCAUCAAUUGUACAUCCAGGCCUUUUUCCAGUCUGGGGCGGGGGGAUUUUAAAAACACAAA
This is a messenger RNA of Pseudovirgaria hyperparasitica, 2272 nucleotides long. RefSeq names its product FAD-binding domain-containing protein. The coding region runs from base 212 to 1960 and encodes 582 amino acids. Gene Ontology annotation, molecular function: Delta24(24-1) sterol reductase activity; FAD binding. The transcript has a single exon. The record is from RefSeq and is a predicted model, not a curated record. NCBI's taxonomy places the organism in Eukaryota, Fungi, Ascomycota, Dothideomycetes, Acrospermales, Acrospermaceae. Gene Ontology annotation, cellular component: membrane; cytoplasm. Gene Ontology annotation, biological process: steroid metabolic process.